Molecule: messenger RNA, 5782 nt
Organism: Prunus persica (peach)
Lineage: Eukaryota; Viridiplantae; Streptophyta; Magnoliopsida; Rosales; Rosaceae
Product: transcription elongation factor SPT6-like
Exons: 21
Coding region: 493-5058 (1521 amino acids)
Biological process (GO): positive regulation of transcription elongation by RNA polymerase II; transcription elongation-coupled chromatin remodeling; mRNA transcription by RNA polymerase II
Cellular component (GO): transcription elongation factor complex
Molecular function (GO): histone binding; DNA binding; nucleosome binding
Source: RefSeq, a predicted model, not a curated record
CUCCAAAGUUGAAGCUCUCUACGAACUCUGCCAAAACAUGUUCACGCCAUCAGGGUCUCCUCCCCCUUCUUCUGCAGCAAUCAACAAGCUUUUUCUGUUUUGGGCACAAUGUCUCCGGCUGAUGUUGGGCUUAAAGAGGAAAAUCUGGAUGAUGAUCGAGACCAUGGAUAUUUUUGGACUUGACCAACUAAAUAGAGUUGCUCGAUGGGCUCAACCAAUAACAUACUUGGAUAUAUAUAUGAAUGUGAUAGUUUUACGGCAAGCAUUUAGUAAAGAAGAAGAAUACUUUUACAAUGUGUAUAUUCGGUUUUCCUACUUUCUCAGUCAUUCCACUUCUUGACCAUCCUGGGAUGACUGUUUUUAACAAAGUUCUCUAUGGCUCUUUGCAUGUGAGAGCUUAUGAUUGGGUCGAGCCUCCCAGGAAAGCAAGGAACCAAAUUACUUUCCAGUAAGAUUGGCAAAGUUGGCAGUUGACAAGGUUUUAACAACACCAUGUGGGACAUCAAUUUUGUAUCCAAGGAAUGGGGGGAGUCUGCAUUAUUUUACUGGUCACUCCUUGUGCUGUUCUUGACAUUCUCACACCCUCUUACAGAGAAGAUGCAGGCAGAAAAUAUACCUACUACCGCAAUUACCCGUAUACUGUCUUUGAAGAAGAAUGUUUGGCAAAGAAGAAGAAGAAGAAGACUAGAAGUCAUGGGAAAAGCUGACGAAAACGAAGAUGAAGUCAUGCUUGAAGAAGAUAACGACGUGGAGGAAACCAUUCACGGCGACGACGAGGAAGACGAUGAAGACGAAGAGCUAGAUGAAUAUGAGAAGGACGAUUUUAUAGUAGAUGAUGUUGAUGAUGAACAAGAAGACCCGGAGGAGGAGGAGGAGGAAGAAGACAGAGCGGACAGUGAUGAAGAAGAAAGGCAGAAGAAGAAGAAAAGAAAGAAAAGGGAGGAGUAUGUCCUUGACGAAGAUGACUAUGAGCUCUUGGAGGACAAUAAUGUGUUUGCCCCCCGCAGGAAGGGGAAAUUUAAGCGGCUGAAAAAAGCUCAGAGGCAUAAUGAAAGGGAUCUUGGUGUAUCUGAUGAGGAGGAGUUUGAUGGCAAUGGUAAAAGUGGAAGAAGUGCAGAGGAGAAGCUUAAGCGCUCCUUAUUUGGUGAUGAUGAAGGUCUUCCACUUGAGGACAUUGCUGAAGAGGAGGAACCUGCAGAAGAGGAAGAUGAUAGAGAAGUUGAUGAAGAGGAUGAAAUGGCAGACUUUAUAGUCGAUGAAGAAUUUGAUGCGACUGGAGUUCCAGUGAGACAGAAGAAGCUUAAGAGAAAAAAAUUUAGGGAGGCACCAGGAGUAUCAUCCUCUUCUUUGCAUGAAGCACAUGAAAUAUUUGGUGAUGUUGAUGAGUUACUGCAGCUCCGCAAGCAAGGUUCAGAUUCCAAUGAGUGUAGGGAUAGGAAACUUGAAGAUGAAUUUGAACCAAGUGUUCUUUCUGAAAAGUAUAUGACAGAGAAGGAUGACCAGAUUCGGGAGCUUGAUAUUCCGGAAAGAAUUCAGAUAUAUGAGGAAAGCACCGGAUCUCCUCCACUGGAUGAAAUUAGCAUAGAAGAUGAGAGUACCUGGAUAUAUAAUCAACUUACAAGUGGUACAAUACCUUUGUAUGGCAAGGAAGGCUUGGGGAGUUCUAUAAGCAGGGGUGACAUCAACAAAUUUUUGGAAUUGCACCACAAGUUCAAGCUGGAGAUUCCCUGUAUUGCUAUGUAUCGGAAAGAAUGCCUAAGCUUUUUGAAAGAUGAAAAUCAGGAUCAAAAUGAGAAACCACCCAAGAUAAAGUGGCACAAGGAACUUUGGACAAUUCAGGACUUGGACAGAAAAUGGCUGCUACUUCAGAAGCGAAAAAGUGCUUUGCAAUCUUACUAUAAACGAUUUAAAUGCACUGUGAACCAUCAGCUUUUGGAAUCAGUUAUAACGUCGCUCGAGGCUUCUGAAUCCGAGAGAGAAGUUGAUGAUGCUGACGCUAAGUUUAACUUGCAUUUCCCUCUGGGUGAGAUAGGUGCAGAUGAGGGACAAUAUAAGAAGCCCAAGAGGAAAUCACUUUAUAGUAUCUGCAGCAAGGCUGGCCUGUGGGAGGUUGCAAACAAGUUUGGUUACAGCUCUGAGGAGUUCGGAAUGCAAUUAUCACUAGAAAAAAUGAGAAGGGAUGUGGGGGAUGAGUUGGAGAAUCCUAAGGAGACACCAGAGGAGAUGGCUUCAAACUUUACGUGUGCAAUGUUUGAGACACCUGAAGCUGUGCUCAAAGGAGCUAGGCAUAUGGCAGUGGUUGAGAUAAGUUGCGAGCCAUGUGUCAGGAAGUAUGUUCGAAACAACUACUUGGAUUCUAUUGAGGUAUCUACAAGCCCAACACCUGAUGGAAAUAUUGCAAUAGAUGGUUCUCAUCAGUUUGCGGGGGUGAAGUGGUUGCAAAGAAAGCCAUUGAAUAGAUUUGAGGGUGCACAGUGGCUGCUUAUCCAGAAGGCUGAAGAGGAGAAGCUUCUUGAAGUUACUCUUAAGCUGCCAGAAGACAGACUAAACAAGUUGAUAAGCGACUUUAAUGAGUAUUAUCUUAGUGAUGAUGUUAGUAAAUCUGCACAAGUGUGGAAUGAGCAGCGGAAGUUGAUACUGCGGGAUGCCAUUUUUAAUUUUCUUCUACCUGCAAUUGAAAAAGAAGCAAGAUCCUUGUUGACUAGUAGAGCAAAAAACUGGUUACGAGUGGAAUAUGGAAAGGUUUUGUGGAAUAAAGUAUCCGUGGGGCCUUAUCACCGGAAGGAAAACGAUAGUAGCUCAGACGGUGAAGCUGCACCCCGGGUCAUGGCUUGCUGUUGGGGCCCUGGGAGGCCAGCUACCACUUUUGUGAUGUUAGAUUCAUCUGGAGAGGUGGUAGAUGUACUUUACGCUGGGUCCCUCACUUUACAUUCCCAUGAUGUCAAUGAUCAGAAACUUAAGAAAAAUGAUGAAGAACGCGUUUUGAAGUUCAUGAUUGAUCACCAACCACAUGUCACCAUCCUAGGAUGUGUUAACUUGUCUUGUACUCGCCUGAAAGAAGUUAUCCAUGAGAUAUAUAAUAAGAUGAUAGUUGAGCAUCCAAGAGAUGUCGGGUAUGAUAUGGAUGACCUAAGCAUUGUAUAUGGGGAUGAAUCUUUGGCUUGCCUAUAUGAAAAUUCUCGGAUUUCAUCUGAUCAGCUACAUGUGCAAUCAGGCAUUGUCAAGAGGGCUGUGGCUCUUGGGCGUUAUCUUCAAAAUCCAUUAGCAAUGGUUGCCACACUUUGUGGACCAGGAAGAGAAAUCUUAUCUUGGAAACUCAAUGCUUUUGAGCACUUUCUCACCCCAGAUGAGAAGUAUGCAAUGGUUGAACAAGUCAUGGUAGAUGUUACAAACCAGGUAGGCCUCGACGUGAAUUUGGCUGCAAGCCAUGAAUGGUUAUUUGCACCUUUGCAAUUCAUUUCUGGGCUUGGACCUCGAAAGGCAGCCUCUUUGCAGAGGUCAUUGGUAAGAUCUGGUGCAAUAUUUAGUCGAAAGGACUUUUUGACAGAACAAGGGCUUGGUUUAAAGGUGUUUGUUAAUGCUAGUGGUUUCCUGCGUGUUCGGCGGAGUGGGUUGGCUGCUAGCAGCAACCAAUUCAUUGAUCUAUUGGAUGAUACGAGAAUUCAUCCAACAGAAUCUUAUAGUCGUGCACAAGAAUUGGCAAAAGAUGUUUAUGAUCAGGAAGGUGGCAAUGACGAUGAUGAGGAUGCUAUGGAGAUGGCUAUAGAGCAUGUCCGGGGUCAUCCUAAAUAUCUGAAAGGCCUCGAUAUUCAAUCAUACGCUAAAAGCAAAAAGCAUGAGGAUAAGGAAAAUACAUUGUGGGAUAUAAAGAGAGAAUUAAUACAUGGUUUUCAGGAUUGGCGUAAAAAAUAUGAAGAACCAAGCCAGGAUGAAGAGUUCUAUAUGAUAUCAGGUGAAACUGAGGAUACCCUUGCUGCAGGAAGAAUUGUGCAAGCCACAGUUCGAAGGGUGCAAGCUGAACAGGCACAACUUGCUCUUGAAUCUGGAUUGACUGGUAUGCUUCUGAAAGAAGACUAUUAUCCAGGUGAUUGGAGGGAUGUUUCUGACUUAUCUGACAAACUGCAUGUGGGUGACAUUCUCACUUGCAAGAUCAAAUCUGUUCAAAAGAAUUGGUAUCGGGUAUUACUUGUUUGCAGUGAGAGUGAGAUUAGAAAUGACUGCUCUCAGAACAUUCAGAAUCUUGAUACUUAUUACCAUAAAGACUGGAGAAGUCUACAGAGUGAGCAAGAAAAAUCUCAAAAGGGAAAGCAGCUUGCGAAGAAGAAUUUCAAGCCAAGGAUGAUUGUUCAUCCUCGCUUCCAGAAUAUAUAUGCAGAUGAAGCAAUGGAGUUAUUGUCUGCAAAGGAUGCUGGGGAAAGUAUUUUUCGUCCUAGUUCUCGAGGGCCUUCGCAUUUAACCUUAACUCUCAAGGUUUAUGAUGGGGUUUACGCUCACAAAGACAUAGUUGAAGGUGGAAAGGAGCCUAAGGACGUUACAAGCUUACUCCGUAUUGGGAAGACCCUGACGAUUGGUGAGGACACUUUUGAGGAUUUGGAUGAGGUGAUGGAUCGUUACGUUGAUCUGUUGGUGGCUCACUUGAAGGCAAUGCUAAACUAUCGCAAGUUCAGGAGGGGAACAAAAGCAGAAGUUGAUGAACUUUUGUGGCUUGAGAAAUUGGAGUAUCCUAUGAGGAUAGCUUAUUGUUUCGGGAUAUCGCAUGAACAUCCAGGCACUAUCAUCCUGACCUAUAUCCGGAGUGCAAAUCCGCACCAUGAGUAUGUUGGUGUUUAUCCCAAGGGGUUCAAGUUCAGAAAAAGAAUGUUUGAGGACAUCGAUCGGCUUGUAGCAUAUUUCCAGCGCCAUAUUGAUGACACUCGGCUUGAGUCAGGACCAUCCAUUAGAUCAGUUGCUGCUAUGGUGCCAAUGCGAAGCCCAGCAACUGGGGGUUCUUCAGGGGCAUCUCUGGGCAGUGGUUGGGAUGGUUCAACCAAUGAGGGUGGUUGGAGAGGCCAGUCUUGAGACAAGGAUCUAUUAUCUACACCGAGUUCACGAACAGGCCGAAAUGGUGGCAGUCGAGAUGGACAUCCAAGUGGCUUACCUAGACCAUAUGGUGGCCGUCACGGUGGCCAUGGCGGAGCAAGUUGUGAUGCAUAUGCUGCUGCUGCUGAUGAUCACUUCAGGCUGGGCUUCUGACCCAAAAAGAAGAAGGUUCAGAUAAUGGGCUUUGGGAAUGGGGUUCUGAGCCCAAAAUAAGUACAGUUUCAAUAUGGCUGAGAGCGCGGCGGCGAUGGGGAUGACAAUCCUAUCAUAGCAGUACAUAUGCCGUAAAUUAAUGUCUCAACAAGCAAUUCUCAGUUAAAUUUUGUACUCAUCUUUUUCCAUCCAAAUAUACGAAAGGGUGUAUCUUUCUUAUGCUGCCGUGAGUUUUUUGGGCUUGUAGCUUUUGCGGCCCUCUACGCUCUUAGUCCUCUAUUUCGAUCCAAAACUAAAAAACUAAUAUAGUGAAAUGUAAACUUUUUAUUUAUUUAUUUAUUUGGUAAGUAAAUAAAUUGAAAUGAAUGUGAACCUUAUUCAUAGGCUCGAUUAAUUAGUAUUUAAACCUAUUCUUUUAUUUUAUUUUUCAUUAUUUUUCUUUUAAGUCUUUUAUUGCCCUUGACAUAAGCAAUCUUUACUGUAAUAGGACUACAAUCAGAUCCUUGAUAGUAUAGGAAAAGGAAUAUUUAAUCCUUGAUAGUAUAGGAAA